AUGAAAGCUUUAUUACUAUUGUAUACUGUCAUUACAGUUGUUUUGGCGUUGCCUUCGCAAACUCCCUUUUCUUUGUCUCCAUUGCAACAAUUAAAAGAUGAACUUGCUGGUAAAGUUUCUCAGACACAGAUUCUUGAUAUGGAGAGAAUAUGGAUUAAUUAUCAACGGCAAAACGGUUUAGAAACUAUUUUGAAAGAAUUUAACCAAUUCAAGUCACAAUUUCAGUAUUCAUUAGCCUCCCAGGAUAAAUCUGAAUCAACUUACAGUAUUGAAGUAUCCAAGGCAUCCCCUGAAUUGUUAGGGUUUGACACGGUUAAACAAUAUACUGGUUAUUUCAAUGUCAAUGAUAAAGAUAAAAACUACUUUUUCUGGUUUUUUGAAAGUAGAAAUGACCCCAAAAAUGAUCCUUUAGUUAUUUGGCUUAAUGGUGGUCCUGGAUGUUCCAGUUUAUGUGGAUUGGCAUUAGAGUUGGGUCCAUCAAUUAUAAAUGCCACUUUACAGCCUGAGUAUAACCCACAUGCCUGGAAUUCUAAUGCUUCUGUUUUGUUUUUAGAUCAACCAGCAAAUGUCGGGUUUUCAUAUGGUGGUAACAUUCCUAUCACCUCCGACCAAGCUUCACAGGACUUUGUUGAAUUUAUCAAAUUGUUUUAUGAAAGAUUUCCCGAGUAUGUCGAUUUGGACUUGCAUAUUUCGGGUGAGUCAUACGCUGGCCAUUAUGUUCCUAGUUUCGCUAAUGCUGUUCAUAAAGCUGAUAUUCCAUUAAACUCAAUAUUGAUUGGUAACGGUGUGACUGAUCCAGUAGUACAAUUGGGUGAAAAGAGUAAUAUGGGAUGUGGUCAAGGUGGAAUUGGAAAGAUUUACACAGACAAGGAAUGUACAGAAUACCCUGAGAAAUACGAGAAAUUUGUACCUUAUGGAGAAUUAUGUUACAAGAACCCAAAUGCUUUAACUUGUUUUAUUGCUGCAUUGGCCUCUCCAAAAACUCCAGACACAGGUGAUUUGAAUCCUUAUGAUUCACGUGUCAAAUGUGGUAACAACUCAUUGUGUUAUGAUCAAAUAGAUUAUCUUAACGACUACUUUAACUUACAAUCGGUUCAAGAAGCUUUAGGGGUUGAAAAGACUUACACAAUGUGUUCCUCUAAUGUUGGAUCCAGAUUUGUUUCUGAUUUUAUGAGGCCAUAUCAUACUUAUGUUGCUGAUUUGUUAGAUGAUGGUAUUCCAGUUUUGAUAUAUGUUGGUGAUAAAGAUUUAGUAUGUGAUUGGUUGGGAAACUUGGCUUGGGUCAAUAAAUUGAAUUAUACCGGACAUGAUCAAUUUGAAAAAACUGAGUUUAAACCCUGGUACACCGCUGAUGGCAAGUUGGCUGGUGAAGUGAAAAAUCAUGACCACUUUACUUAUUUACGUAUUUAUGAAUCUGGUCAUAUGGUACCUAUGGACCAGCCUGAGAAUUCCUUAGACAUGGUAAAUAGAUGGGUUCGUGGUGAUUUUAAAUUUUAA
This is a messenger RNA of Candida albicans SC5314, 1497 nucleotides long. RefSeq names its product Prc2p (gene PRC2). Gene Ontology annotation, molecular function: serine-type carboxypeptidase activity. The coding region runs from base 1 to 1497 and encodes 498 amino acids. The transcript has a single exon. The record is from RefSeq and is a predicted model, not a curated record. Gene Ontology annotation, cellular component: fungal-type vacuole. Lineage: Eukaryota; Fungi; Ascomycota; Pichiomycetes; Serinales; Debaryomycetaceae. Gene Ontology annotation, biological process: proteolysis.